CCGUGUAAGAGUGAGGUGGAGGAGGACGCUCCAGGAGAUGUCACCACAGAAAAUUCCAGCAAGAAUUCUGAGGGAAAGUUCAUGUUGUCGUUAAAUUAUAAAGCUGAAGAUGAAGACAUCAUGCAGCGCUCUGCAAGGGAAAACCUCAUUACCGUUAAUGUAUAUCCAGGACUUUACAGUGCAGAUCUAUCAUAUAAUCCCCUUAAUCAUGAGGAACCUUCUCCUGACCAAUCGCACAAUAUAACCACACAUACAAAUCUGAAAGGAAGUGAAAGAUUUCAUUGUGGUAAAGAGUUCACAAAAAGCUCAGGUUUUCCUACACAAAGAAGAAUUCACGCAGGAGAGAAAGCAUAUCAAUGUUCAGCAUGUGGGAAAUGUUUUACAUAUAAAUCAUAUCUUGUUACACAUGAGAGAAUUCACACAGGAGAGAAGCCGUAUUCAUGUUCAGAAUGUGGGAAAUGUUUUACAGUUAAAUCAAAUCUUGUUACACAUCAGAAAUUUCACACAGGAGAGAAACGGUAUUCAUGUUCAGAAUGUGGGAAAUGCUUUACACAAAAAUCAGAACUUGUUACACAUGCGAGACGACACACAGGAGAGAAGCCGUAUUCAUGUUCAGAAUGUGGGAAAUGUUUUACACAGAAAUCAGCUCUUAUUACACAUGAGAGAAGUCACACAGGAGAGAAACCAUAUUCAUGUUUAGAAUGUGGGAAAUGUUUUACAUAUAAAUCAAAUCUUGAUACACAUGAGAGAAGUCACACAGGAGAGAAACCGUAUUCGUGUUCAGAAUGUGGGAAAUGUUUUACAUAUAAAUCACAUCUUGAUACACAUAAGAGAGGUCACACAAGUGAGAAGCCUUAUUCAUGUUCAGAAUGUGGAAAAUGUUUCACAGUCAAAUCAAGUCUUGUUACACAUGAGAGAAUUCACACAGGAGAGAAACCGUAUUCAUGUUCAGAAUGUGGAAAAUGUUUUACACAGAAAUCUAAUCUUGUUACACAUGAGAGACGACACACAAAAGAAAAGCCAUAUUCAUGUUCAGAAUGUGGGAAAUGUUUCACAGUUAAAUCAGCUCUUAUUACACAUGAGAGAACAAAUUGCGUUAUUCAUUGA
Molecule: messenger RNA, 1107 nt
Organism: Bufo bufo (common toad)
Lineage: Eukaryota; Metazoa; Chordata; Amphibia; Anura; Bufonidae
Product: gastrula zinc finger protein XlCGF17.1-like
Exons: 3
Coding region: 82-1107 (341 amino acids)
Biological process (GO): negative regulation of transcription by RNA polymerase II
Molecular function (GO): DNA-binding transcription repressor activity, RNA polymerase II-specific
Source: RefSeq, a predicted model, not a curated record